Molecule: messenger RNA, 1159 nt
Organism: Lynx canadensis (Canada lynx)
Lineage: Eukaryota; Metazoa; Chordata; Mammalia; Carnivora; Felidae
Gene: DERL2
Product: derlin 2
Exons: 7
Coding region: 38-757 (239 amino acids)
Biological process (GO): endoplasmic reticulum unfolded protein response
Cellular component (GO): endoplasmic reticulum membrane; Hrd1p ubiquitin ligase ERAD-L complex
Molecular function (GO): misfolded protein binding; ubiquitin-specific protease binding
Source: RefSeq, a predicted model, not a curated record
GGAAGGGGAAGUGGGGGGGCAGGCGGCGGUGGGGAAGAUGGCGUACCAGAGCCUCCGGCUGGAGUACCUGCAGAUCCCACCGGUCAGCCGCGCCUACACCACCGCCUGCGUCCUCACCACCGCCGCUGUGCAGUUGGAAUUGAUCACACCUUUUCAGUUGUACUUCAAUCCUGAAUUAAUCUUUAAACACUUUCAAAUAUGGAGGCUAAUCACCAAUUUCUUAUUUUUUGGUCCGGUUGGAUUCAAUUUUUUAUUUAACAUGAUUUUUCUAUACCGUUACUGUCGAAUGCUAGAAGAAGGCUCUUUCCGGGGCCGAACGGCAGAUUUUGUAUUUAUGUUCCUUUUUGGUGGAUUCUUAAUGACUCUCUUUGGGCUGUUCGUGAGUCUGGUUUUCCUGGGCCAGGCCUUCACCAUAAUGCUCGUGUACGUGUGGAGCCGAAGGAACCCGUACGUCCGCAUGAACUUCUUCGGCCUUCUCAACUUCCAGGCCCCCUUCCUGCCGUGGGUGCUCAUGGGCUUCUCGCUGUUGUUGGGGAACUCUGUCAUCGUGGACCUCCUGGGCAUUGCGGUUGGACACAUCUACUUUUUCUUGGAAGACGUAUUUCCCAAUCAGCCUGGUGGAAUCAGAAUUCUGAAAACGCCAUCUAUCUUGAAGGCUAUUUUCGAUACGCCAGAUGAGGAUCCAAAUUACAAUCCGCUACCCGAAGAGCGGCCCGGAGGCUUCGCGUGGGGCGAGGGCCAGCGCCUCGGCGGUUAGAGCAGCAGCGCCGAUAAUGGGACCGGCUGGGAAGGACUCGGUGACACACCCGCGGGGGUCGUUUUAUCCUUUGUGUUGCAAAAGCGCGGACACUUGACGGCUUGGCAGAGCUCAACUCCAGAAGCACUUUAUGAAAUGGUACACUAGUGAACCCAGCAGGCGCCGGGGGCGGUUGGCCAGCGGCUUCUCGCCACGCCGGCCCCGAAAGCGCGACCCCUCGGAGCCAAACAACUGGAGACACAAAGCCGCCGCCGCCGCUCGCGAGCAGGUGCGGGAGGCCGGAGCCGUGUGGCGUGGGGCUCAGCUUCCCCUCCUCCUCCUCUUUGACAGACAAGGCCGUGGGGUAAAUGGAGGUUUCAGAGAGGACAAAAUAAAACUGAAUUCCGUCUCGCUCUCGCUGAA